Salarias fasciatus (jewelled blenny) is the source of this 3615-nucleotide messenger RNA. RefSeq names its product nuclear transcription factor, X-box binding 1 (gene nfx1). The transcript has 23 exons. Gene Ontology annotation, molecular function: DNA-binding transcription factor activity, RNA polymerase II-specific; zinc ion binding; RNA polymerase II transcription regulatory region sequence-specific DNA binding. Gene Ontology annotation, biological process: negative regulation of transcription by RNA polymerase II. The record is from RefSeq and is a predicted model, not a curated record. Lineage: Eukaryota; Metazoa; Chordata; Actinopteri; Blenniiformes; Blenniidae. Bases 211 to 3477 code for a protein of 1088 amino acids. Gene Ontology annotation, cellular component: nucleus.
CCAGCGCGCGCUGUUAGCUCGCCUGUCUCCGGACCCUGCGUGCCGCCUGGUCCGGGUAAUCUGCCGCUUCAGAGGGGUCUUCCACGGCUUCGGCAGCCCGAGAACAAGGAGGGAAGUUGUAUUUUGUCGCUCCGCGUCUGAAGCCGCCUGUCAUCGCUCUCAAAGCUGCCCGUCGACAAACUUGUGGCAGAAACGAGAAGUUGGAACUGAAUGGCCGAGAGCUCCUCAGACCCACCUAACCUCAAUCCAGAUGGAUCGUCGCAUCAAAAGCCACAUCAGCCCAAGUCUCGACGAGGUCGACCCAGAAACAACAGCGACAGAAACCUGAGCAGUGAUAGUCAUGAUUUUCCACAACAUUAUGGACACUUUUAUCAGAACUAUACCCCGUAUUCCCCCCAGAACUCUUCCAAUUCUGCUGAGUAUUACCGUCCUCCCUACCCUGCAGAGGACGCAGCCAGAAGACGAGGCAGAGGAAGAGGGAGAAGAGAAGGUAACCGAGGAUUCAAUGGGAACUUUGGUAGUUCAGGUCCUUCAUGGCAAGGAGGAAGUGACUUUGUCCCGCACAGUGACACUAACAGAUAUGCAGGAGCUUACCACUCAGGUGCUCGUCCCAUGGAUGGACCCGAUGGACCCAACUGGCGGAGCGGAUAUGUGAACCGGAAUUUGGAUCAAACAAAUGAAAAUCAAGAUGCCAGAUCGAAGAAACCGCGGAAGUUUGGCCAUGAGCAGAGGAGAGAAGAGCAGCACCAGAGGAGAGUUCAUUUAAAGGAAGACAACAUGGCAGUUGAGAAUCAGAGCUCACACACUUCUUCUGAAAAAAAUGCACGAGUUCAGCCAAACACUACAAGCUCAGAGUAUCAACAAAAUAGUCAUCAGAAGAACCCUAAUUAUCUGAAGAGACGCCAGGGGCCAAUCAAACCUCCAAAGCCACCAGCCCACGAGGAGGAAGGCUCAGAAAGGGGCGCCAGCGGCCAGGACGACUCCGACCACGGCACAUCAUCUCACAAGUCAGCAGGAAGAGCGUCAGGACGACUGACAGCUCCUCAGGCCAGAGGGGGCCGACGACCACACCAACAGAACUAUCACAAAGACAACCAGAGGAGCUGGGACAAGGUGCCCAAGAGCAAAGAGACGCAAACAGGCUGCCUGAUCGAGCAGCUCUCUGAGGAGAAGUACGAGUGCAUGGUUUGCUGCGACAUCAUCCGGGUCAUGGCGCCGGUGUGGAGCUGCCAGAGCUGCUACCACGUCUUCCACCUGAACUGCAUCAAGAAAUGGGCCCGAUCCCCGGCCUCGCAGGCGGACGAUUCAGCUGAAGGGUGGCGCUGUCCAGCCUGCCAGAACGUCGCAACAAAGCACCCGACCUCCUACUCCUGCUUCUGUGGUAAAGUGACGAACCCAGAGUUUCAGCGAAAUGAGAUCCCCCACAGCUGUGGUGACAUGUGUGGCAAAAAGAGGAGUGGAGUGGACUGCCACCAUCCCUGCAACAUCUUGUGUCACCCCGGACCUUGUCCUCAGUGUCCCGCCUUCGUAACAAAAUCCUGCGUCUGUGGGAAAACGAGUCAGCCGAUGAGAUGCGGCCAGGCCGCCGUGCUGCAGUGCGACCAAGUGUGCGGCGCUGCGCUCAACUGUGUCAAACACACCUGCGUGCAGGUGUGCCACAGCGGGGCGUGCCAGCCCUGCCAGCUGCCGGUUCAGCAGGUUUGCUACUGCGGUGUUGCCACUCGAGAUGUCCUGUGUGGCACAGACCAAGAAGGAUUUGACGGUUCGGGACAUUUCUCCUGUCAGAAACUAUGUGGAAAGCAGUUGAGUUGUGAAGCUCACCGGUGCGAGCAGGUGUGCCACCGGGGGCCGUGCCAGCCGUGCCCUCGCUCCCCGUCCCUGGUGAAGACGUGCCCGUGCGGCCAGACGCCGCUGACCAAGCUGCUGGAGCUGGGCUACUCCGAGCGGCGAAGCUGCUCCGAUCCCAUCCCCUCCUGUGGAAGGACCUGCAGCAAACCCCUGCCGUGCGGCUCAAGCGACACCAUCCAUCUGUGUGAGAAGCUGUGCCACGAGGGCGACUGUGGGCCCUGCUCUCUGACCUCCACUGUCAGGUGCCGCUGUGGCUCCAAGAUGAAGGAGGUCCCGUGUGAACAAAUCCAAAAAGAAGACGAACUUGUUUUCACUUGUGAGCGGCGCUGCAACAAGAAACGCUCCUGCGGUCGACACAAAUGUGGCGAGCUCUGCUGUGUGAGCGCGGAGCACAAGUGCCCCCUGAUCUGCGGCUACAAGCUGAACUGUGGCCUCCAUCGCUGCCAGGAGCCCUGUCACCGUGGAAACUGUGAACCCUGCUGGCAAUCCAGUUUUGACGAGCUGACGUGCCACUGUGGGCUCUCUGUGCUCUACCCACCCAUCCCCUGCGGUACCAAGCCUCCAGAGUGCAAAAACCUCUGUACCAGAAGACACGAGUGUGACCAUCCAGUGUUUCACAACUGCCACAGUGAAGAGAAAUGUCCCCCCUGCACCUACCUCACUCAGAAAUGGUGCAUGGGGAACCACGAGCAACGCAGCAACAUCCCCUGUCACCUCCAAGACAUCUCCUGCGGGCUGACCUGCAGCAAGACGCUGCCCUGCGACAUGCACCGCUGCAAGCGCACCUGCCACCGGGGGGAGUGCCUGGCGGACGGCGGCUGCCAGCAGCCCUGCGCGCUCCCCCGUCCAGACUGCAGCCACCCCUGCUCCGCCCCCUGCCACAAGGGCAGCAGCUGCCCACGCACCACCUGCACGGCGAAGGUUGCUCUGCAGUGCGCCUGUGGUCGAAGGAAGGAAACCGUGGCCUGCACUGAAGCAACCAGUUCCUACCAGAAGUACGCAGCGAUCGCUGUGGCCAGUAAACUGUCCGACAUGCAGCUCGGCAACUCCAUGGACAUCGGGCCGCUUCUCUCCAAGAAGGAGCUAAAACAGACGAGGCUGGAAUGUGAUCAGGAGUGUGCCACGCUGGAGCGGAACAGGCGCCUGGCCGAGGCGCUGCAGAUCGAGCCGUCGUCCGACCCCUUCAGCGUUCGCUCCACCUCCGUGUACAGCGACAGCCUCAAAGACGACGCCAGGAAAGACCUCAGAUUUGUCACUGAAGUCGAAGAGAAGAUAAAAAAUCUUGUUGAGCUUGCAAAUAAGGGGAAACAGCCGAAGAAGAGCCACUGCUUCCCGCCGAUGAACAGAGAGCACCGGAAGAUCAUCCACGAGCUGGCCGAGGUGUACGGCGUGGAGAGCGUGAGCUACGACAGCGAGCCCAAGAGAAACGUGGUCAUCACAGCCAACAAGGGGAAGUCGGCCUGUCCAAACGCGACGCUGGCGUCCCUGAUAGAGCGGGAGACGGCGGCGAGGGCCCCUCCCCCCAUCGCUCAUAUCAAACAGCACAGCAGCAAGGUCACCGGUGAGAGUACCUGGUCCAAGGCCGUGAAGGAAGAGCCUGUUAUCGAUUAUUUUGACGUCCAGGACUGACACGAAGAAGAAAAUCCUCAGGUUCAACUUGAAACAUUAAAUCUGCAGUUGCCAAAAAGGCUCGUUUGGUUUUAAUCCAAGAUCAGUCAAUAUUUCCUCUGGUCUCACAAACUAAUAAAGAUACAUUUGCGAAUAUUU